Psammomys obesus (fat sand rat) is the source of this 609-nucleotide messenger RNA. RefSeq lists its product as uncharacterized. The record is from RefSeq and is a predicted model, not a curated record. The transcript has a single exon. The annotation marks the transcript as partial. Lineage: Eukaryota; Metazoa; Chordata; Mammalia; Rodentia; Muridae.
CAGUCCUCGCCAGCCUUCGGGGCGAAGCUGCCCUUCCUCAGCCCCGGCUUCCGCUUCCUCGCCGGAAACCCGGUCCCUCCGGAGCUCUCCUGCAUCCCCAGCCCCAGACUGUGGCCCCGCGCCAGGUGGCCGAGCGGCUGGGAGCGGGAGGCGGAGCAGCUGGGCGACCUGUGGGCCGGCCGGACUCGGGUGGCCGCGCAGCCCGAGGACGCCGCGGCCGACGACGCCUCGGACGACUCCGGCUGGCCCCUGCCGGUGCCCCAGGUCCUCGAGCCCACGUUCCAGGUGCUAUGGAAGCCCAUGGUGUAUUCAGAAACCAUGAAGCUGGCUCCUGGUGUGAGUAUGUGGAACCGGGGCACCCAGGAGCUGCUCACCUCCGCUGCCACCCAGGAGGAGGCUGACGGGGGCGCCUCCCGUGCGGCCGAACAGCAACCCAGCCAGGCGGGGGUGUCCAAGCCCCAGGUGAUUAUGACACCGCUAAUAAAGAAGGAGGCCCCCAAGGCCUGACUGCGCCCCGCUAAGCCUGUGCCCCACGCUGGGUCCUGAGCCUCCGCGCUGGGAAGUGGACCUUGCCCAAAAUAAACAUGCUUUGCGGCAGGAGCUGACUGA